CGCGCGCGCCGCCAGUACUCAGCCCGCAGGCCGCACGAACGCAGUGGCGCCCGCGCACCGCGACUCACACGCCCGCUACCCUAGCGCCCCCACCUCGAAACUUUGCUUUAACCCGUUUACCCUCGGUAGUGCUUGUGCUCUUGGACUGCAGAACAUAAAUCCUGGACGGAACAUUGACAGCCACAACCAGAACUUCCCAUUCAGAUAUUCGAGCAGCCAAGCUGUAGGCGAAAUUGCCUCGGAUUCCUAGUUUUAGUUCACAAUACUUAACCACUAUGGCGCUAAUACUACAAUACAUAAAUGACAUGCACGUAAUAAUGGACAAAUAUGGAGAUCCUCGGACAAAUCCAUGGUUCCUAAUGAGUUCUCCAUUUCCUACAUUAAUAAUUUGCUUAAGCUAUAUUUAUCUAGUCAAGGUUAUAGGACCCAGGUUUAUGGAAAACAGAAAACCUUAUGAAUUAAAAAAUCUUUUAAUAGCAUACAACUUUAUCCAAGUCCUGUUCAGCACGUGGCUAUUUUAUGAGAUCGGGGCAUCAGGCUGGUUCACAGGCAGGUAUAGCUAUCAGUGUCAGCCAGUCGACCACUCCAAACAUCCACAAACAAUGAGGAUGGUCAACGUUUGCUGGUGGUAUUAUUUCUCAAAAUUCACAGAAUUCUUUGAUACGAUCUUCUUUGUGCUCCGAAAGAAGUUUGACCACGUGUCAACGCUACAUGUGAUCCACCACGGCGUCAUGCCGAUGUCGGUCUGGUUCGGCGUAAAGUUCACGCCGGGCGGCCACUCCACGUUCUUCGGGCUCCUCAACACCUUCGUCCACAUCAUCAUGUACUCGUACUACAUGCUCGCGGCCAUGGGCCCCCACAUGAGGCCAUACUUGUGGUGGAAGAGAUACCUCACCACCCUGCAAAUGGUGCAAUUCGUAGGAAUAAUGGUGCACGCAUUCCAGUUAUUGUUCAUCGACUGUGACUACCCGCGGGCCUUCGUCUGGUGGAUCGGAAUGCACGCAGUCAUGUUCUUCUUCCUCUUCAAAGACUUCUACAACCAGUCUUACUCUAAACCUAAGGUCCGUGCGCGUGAUCGGUCACCGGCACCAGUGAGCGCGGGCGCGGGCGCGGUGGCGGGCGCCACGAUGCUGAAGGAGGCGUACGCGAACGGCACCCGCAACGGCUACAGCAACGGCCACGGCCACGGCGUCGCGCGCGCGCGCACCGUGCUGCCCGCCGGCAACUGACGCCGCGGCCCGGGGCCCACCGGCAACUGACGCCGCGGCCCGGGGCCCACCGGCAACUGACGCCGCGGCCCGGGGCCCACCGGCCGACCGCACGCUCCGGACUCGCGACCCCCCGACGGUUGACGUUAGCGAUAAAUGUGAUUUUUAUCUAGUGUACAUACGGUUAGACGGUACGGUGUAAAUUUUUAUUUUAAUUAUAGCGUAGGUAGAUUUGUGAUCGCAUAGCGUUUGUACUCUGUCAGUUCGGCGAUGAUGCUUCUAGUGUUAGGACGGUGCGGCGGUGCUCGCGCUCGCGACCUGAGUACCUUGCCUUAGUUUGAGUUACGAUGCCUCGCGGCGAGACGGCUGACCUGCGGUCGCUGACCGAUGCCUCGCAGCGAUGCGACGGCUGACCUGCGGUCGCUGACCGAUGCGAUUAGUUCAAUGUGUUGUCUCGACACGUUAUUGUUUCAAAUGCAACAUUUUUUGUUGUUAUACGUUGACUUUAUUAUACCUGAUGAAUGAAUAUUAUUGUUUUUAUCGUAUUUAAGUACAAUAACUGUAUUUUACUUCGAACGUUGAUUCGCAAUGUAGUUUUAGAAUGUAACACUAAAGCGGUUGUGUUGUUUAUUUAUUUUGUUUAAUUUAUCUCUUAUU
Molecule: messenger RNA, 1865 nt
Organism: Ostrinia furnacalis (Asian corn borer)
Lineage: Eukaryota; Metazoa; Arthropoda; Insecta; Lepidoptera; Crambidae
Product: elongation of very long chain fatty acids protein AAEL008004
Exons: 10
Coding region: 276-1229 (317 amino acids)
Biological process (GO): very long-chain fatty acid biosynthetic process; fatty acid elongation, monounsaturated fatty acid; fatty acid elongation, polyunsaturated fatty acid
Cellular component (GO): endoplasmic reticulum membrane
Molecular function (GO): fatty acid elongase activity
Source: RefSeq, a predicted model, not a curated record